UUUUGUCUACCCUGAAAUUGAAAUUGGAAAUUGAAUCGCGUCACUUACUGAGAAUAGAUAGAGGGGUUUUGUCUAUCCUCAAAUUGGAAUUUGAAUCGCGUCGCUUACUGAGAAUAGGUGGAGGGGUUUUGUCUACCCUGAAAUUGGAAUUUGAAUCGCGUCGCUUACUGAGAAUAGGUGGAGGGGUUUUGUCUACCCUGAAAUUGGAAUUUGAAUCCCGUUGCUUACUGAGAAUAGAUAGAGGGGUUUUGUCUACCCUGAAAUUGGAAUUUGAAUCGCGUCGCUUACUGAGAAUAGGUGGAGGGGUUUUGUCUACCCUGAAAUUGGAAAUUGAAUCGCGUCGCUUACUGAGAAUAGGUGGAGGGGUUUUGUCUACUCUGAAAUUGGAAUUUGAAUCGUGUCGUUUACUGAGAAUAGGUAGAAGGGAAGAACAUGCGUCCUCGAGCAGCUCCGACAUGUGAAAUCUGCGAGAAAGUUGUAUCCAAGUACAAGUGUCCCUCUUGUCUUGUUCCUUACUGUUCCUUGGGUUGUUUCAAGAAGCACAAAGAGACUCCAUGUGCUAAACCUUCUGCACCCGAGGAGAAGCCAGCAGCUUCUCCAGCAAAGCAAGUCUCGGUGGAGACAAAAGAUGUGGUAGUAAAGACAGAGCACAAGGCUAGUGCUUCAUCUGCUGCAAAGGAUAUUCCCGUGGCGAGACCACCAAUAACUGUGGAGGAAGAAAAGUAUGUUGUAGAGAAGACCCAGCUCGAGGCUAUCGCUUCUUCUAGUGAAAUCAGAGAAGCUCUAAAGGAUGAAGCCCUUCAGAAACUCAUCUCCAGUAUCGAUAGUUCUUCCAACCCUCUGCAGGAACUCGAUGAAGCCAUGGGAGUCGAAGCUUUCCGGGUACUCACAGAAAAGAUUCUAGCCAACAUUUCCAAGAGUAAUGACAAGCAAUGAUCGUAGUUGGUUGGUUGGGGCAUGCAAACACAAGUUCUAGUAGUACUCACUUUAUUAUUGUUUUCUUUACAGGAGAGAUAUUUAUUGGCCUAAUAUAUAUAUAAAAAACACAAAGCCGUUUUGAUAACGCAUACAUCUCUUCUCAGACGUAUCUAACCUGUAUAAAGAGGAGCUACAUAACUUCACGAUAAUUUACAUGUUUUAUUCUCUCUGUUUACAUCUUCAACUCUGUGGAUAUGCUUGAAGAUGUAAAGAUGUAAACAGAGAGAAUAAAACAUGUAAAUUAUCGUGAAGUUAUGUAGCUCCUCUUUAUACAGGUUAGAUAAGUCGGAGAAGAGAUGUAUGCGUUAUCAAAACGGCUUUGAGGAGGAGGUUGUUGCAUUUGUUGGAGACCUACAAACUGGGUAUAAGGAUUAAAGUAACCCGGAAACUGAAGCUGGUUCUGGACCGGGUCAGGCUUUUGGACUCUGGAUGGAAAAGGAUAUCGCGGUACUGGAUACGGUACCUUUCGCUUUCCUUUCGCUUCCUCUCAUCCUCCGCAGCAGCUUUCGUCUCUGUCACCGCCACUGGUUGUAUCUGCGCCACUCCGCCGGUGACUGUCUCCGGUGGCAGACAGGACUCCGAUACCGAAGACGACGGCGUCGAGCUUGAUCCCACCUUCGACAAGUCUCUCACCACCGGAACCCACGGUCCAGCUGCUGCUUCCACUCUUGGCCUCGAUAAGCUGGUGAAGUUCUCCGCCCUUCUCAAGUGUAUUGGUCUCUCUGCAGCCGUGGGAGUGUUAAUAACACUAGCUGGUGGUGGUGGUUGUAACGGUAGUGGUGGUGGGAGAGGGAGGGCGGAGUAGAAAAGAUGGGGGCGGAACUCAUCUUCUUCACCGAGAGGAGGAGGAGGAUGGUGGUGAAGCCAAGACUCCAUUUCAUCUUCACCCUAAAGGGAGAAAAAACAAGAGAAGAGAGAUACUGGGAGUUAGCUAAGGAUCUUUAUGUUAGAAAAGAUAAUAAUAAUGAUCUAAAAUAUUUUUAGGUCAAAUGAUUUAACGAUCUGAUACCAUGAAAUCUAGUAUAUUUCUUUGAGUAUAUAUUUAUGUAUGUAUAACGUUAUUUUUUUAAAUCUGGCUAUGCAACAUUUACAAGA
This is a messenger RNA of Raphanus sativus (radish), 2073 nucleotides long. RefSeq lists its product as uncharacterized. The record is from RefSeq and is a predicted model, not a curated record. Lineage: Eukaryota; Viridiplantae; Streptophyta; Magnoliopsida; Brassicales; Brassicaceae. The coding region runs from base 433 to 936 and encodes 167 amino acids. The transcript is spliced from 8 exons. Gene Ontology annotation, cellular component: nucleus; pre-snoRNP complex. Gene Ontology annotation, biological process: snoRNA localization; box C/D snoRNP assembly; maturation of LSU-rRNA from tricistronic rRNA transcript (SSU-rRNA, 5.8S rRNA, LSU-rRNA).